AUGUACGGCAUGAAGAAGCAGAAGAAGCCGCAGCCUACGGAGCUGCCGGAGGAGCUUGUCUUGGAGAUCCUGAUACGACUGCCGGUGAAGUCUCUCCGGCGCUUCAAGUGCGUCAGCAAGGCCUGGCGCACCGAGAUAUCUGACCCCUCCUUCAUCCGCUCGCACCUCCAAUUCUCCGCCUCCAGAUGGGAGCAGAACCCAACCUUGCUCAUCACCCCGCACACGCUCGAUAGCGUCGAUCAAGGCGAGAACUGGCCGAAGACUUUCUCCAGCAACAUCCGCUUCUACCAGUGGCAGCAAGGUGCCUCCAAGACGAGGCUCGUCCAUGGCAGGGACUUCGACGGAGAGUUCAGCUCGGUUUGCUUGUUUGCCCACUGCGACGGCUUGGUGUUUCUCCCCACGGAUACCAUGGUCUACCUCUUCAACCCGGCCACGAGGGAUGUUCUCACCCUGCCGGAUAGUAGCCUUGACGCCACGUAUGGGGACGUCAACCUCCAUGUGGGGUUCGGUCGCGAUCCUCGCACCGGCAUGUACAAGGUAGUCCGGUCCUUCUUCCGUUCCAUAACGGGCAUCUACGACAUGGGGAUGGAGGUGUGUACCGUCGGCGGCAGCCCUGCUCUUGUUGGACAACGCCUAUUUGAUGCCGGUGGAGAUACUCUAAGGACAUGUACAAUAAAAGAUGCCUGA
This is a messenger RNA of Lolium perenne, 687 nucleotides long. Its product is annotated as F-box/kelch-repeat protein At3g06240-like. The record is from RefSeq and is a predicted model, not a curated record. Gene Ontology annotation, molecular function: protein binding. NCBI's taxonomy places the organism in Eukaryota, Viridiplantae, Streptophyta, Magnoliopsida, Poales, Poaceae.